GCUUUGAAAGCAGCAUUAGCUCCGCCAACUUGUUGCACAACAGAGAAGAGCAACGCCCCCUCCUCUCUGUAUUUUAGCCUCAGCUCUCUGUCUCGGUGCCUCAGCUCUCACUCUGCUUAGCUACUGCUAAUCAGGUCACUAACAUGGCUGCUAACCGGGUGAUCGUUUAUGGAGGAAAAGGAGCUCUGGGCUCAAAGUGUGUCCAACAUUUCAAAUCCAAAGGAUGGUGGGUUGCUUGCAUCGACAUGGCUGCAAACGAGGAGGCAAAUGAGAACGUGAUUGUGAAGUUGGGUGAAUCUUUCAACGACCAGGCAGGACAGGUGACGGCAGAUGUGGCCCAGUUGCUAGGGGAGCAGAAAGUGGAUGCCAUCUUGUGUGUGGCAGGAGGAUGGGCAGGAGGAAGCUGUAGUUCCAAAGAUUUAUACAAAAACACAGAUCUGAUGUGGAAACAGAGUGUGUGGACCUCCACUAUCUCCAGCCACCUCGCGGCUCUGCACCUAAAACCAGGCGGACUGUUGACUUUGUCUGGAGCCAAAGCAGCUCUGUCAGGCACUGGAGGCAUGGUGGGCUAUGGCAUGGCCAAAGCUGCCGUCCACCAGCUGUGUCAGAGUCUCGCAGCAAAAAACAGCGGAAUGCCUUCAGGAGCCGCUGCUGUGGCUAUACUACCGGUUACCUUGGAUACGCCAAUGAACAGGAAGUUCAUGCCUGACGCAGACUUUGGUUCCUGGACACCGCUGGAGUACAUCGCAGAAAUGUUCUUCAACUGGGCCACAGGAGUGAACCGGCCGGCAUCAGGAAGCCUGAUGCAGCUGCUAACCUCUGGAGGCGAAACCCAGGCUGUGGCCGCGCAGUAGAGGACAGAGAGUGGUGACGGUGAUUGGAGGGAGAGGGAGAGGGAGAGGGUGAGGGUGAGGGUGAGAGGGAGGGAGGGAGGGAGGGAGAUGAGGAGGGCUUUCAUUGCAAGUGCAGCCGCAGAGUGCCAUCUAGCUGUAAACCCCUGCAAUGACCUCACUGUAACAGUCAGACUGUGUUAUAUCUCCAGUAAUGGUAUAGACACACUCUCCGCUACACUCUCAAAAUAUUCUUUCAAAGAUCAGUGAAUUGUUUUGAAGUGUGUGUUUUUGGUCAGGACUGUGUGGAAGUGGUCAGUUUUAGAUGCAUAUAUUAUUGGUUAUACCACACAAUUCUGUGUCAUAGCAGUGUUUAUUACAAUAAUUAUUAUGGGGAAAAACGCUGAAAAUGAAUCAGCUGUCUAAACUUGUUCCCUGCUUCUUUCAAAAUGCAUAUUAGCAACUUCAUACCUACAGUCAUUUUCUUUAACAUCUGUGAAAUCCAACACAUGAAGGUGUCGGUCCAUUGUGACAUGUGAGAUGUCUAGAACUUUUUAGUUUGUACUGUUUAUCAUCCCUGAGUGUCCUCUGCCACUGUGGAAACCUGUAAGUCGAAAAAAGCCGCUGUCUUCUUCUCUCAAACGGACAAUUCAGUUUAAAGUGGAGUGGCCUUAUUUUAUGUUUGUAGCUAUCAAGUCAAAGUGACCUUGGUGUCCGCGGUAUGAAAAAGGUGCUCUGUGCCUGUUGUGGGUUUUCUAAAUCGUGUAUUGUAACUGUGUCAAAUUCACAAUAAAAUGAUCAAAUAAAAGACCAAAUUGAGGUUUAAAGUUCAUUCUCAACUUCCGAAAAAGCAAUUGACAAAAUAAUUUCACCUCAAGGUCCAUUUAGUAGCUGUUCUGGAGCGUACAAAUGUCAGAAAUCGUAUUCACUAUGUAGUGUAUUAUAUUUACAGUCUGCCGUUAUUUGGGUUUCUGAGCCCUUUAGGGCUGUUCCUCCCAUGUUGGCUUAAAAAGUGAAGUUCAAAGUUCAUUCUUGAUUUAAGAAACAAGUUGAAAAGAAAAACUCAUUAAGGUUAAUUUGUUAGCUGUUGUGGAACUGACGAUCAGUGAAAGAACUGCUACUAAAUGGACCUUGAGGUUAGAUUGUUUUGUCAAUCAAAGGAUUGUAAAACCAAUCAAAGUGGAUAUUUGAUCAGUCAAAUAAUUUUUGUGGCAAAUGAAAAGUUGCUAGUCAGAAUCAAAUGUGCUAUUAUGGGUCUUCAAAAACCUAGAUAAGAUAU
Messenger RNA from Sander lucioperca (pikeperch), 2109 nucleotides. It is a transcript of the gene qdpra, whose product is annotated as quinoid dihydropteridine reductase a. NCBI's taxonomy places the organism in Eukaryota, Metazoa, Chordata, Actinopteri, Perciformes, Percidae. Bases 144 to 854 code for a protein of 236 amino acids. The transcript has 7 exons. Gene Ontology annotation, cellular component: cytoplasm. Gene Ontology annotation, biological process: tetrahydrobiopterin biosynthetic process; L-phenylalanine catabolic process. The record is from RefSeq and is a predicted model, not a curated record. Gene Ontology annotation, molecular function: 6,7-dihydropteridine reductase activity; NADH binding; NADPH binding.